ACGUUGGGAGGGACUGAGAAAGUAGAUGCAGCAACGGGCAUGCGAACUACCGUCUUCUAAGAGCUGGAGAUUUAUUUUGCAGACAAGGUGUUUGUCACACACACAAAAGGGGUGCUGAGGUGAUGGGAGCCAAAGACAAAGAAGAGGUGCUUGUGACUCUCUCUGGAGGAGGGCCCUGGGGCUUCCGCUUACAAGGAGGCUCUGAACAGAACAGACCCCUCCAAGUAUCCAAGAUUCGCAAGAGAAGUAAAGCGUGUCGUGGGGGACUAAGGGAAAAUGACGAACUUGUAUCCAUUAACGGAAAACCAUGUGCUGGCCUCUCCCAUGCCAUCACCAUGCAGAUCAUCGACUCUUCCAGCAGCACCCUCAGCAUCGUUGUUAAAAGGGCAACAACCGGAGAUCUGUCUGAGGCAAGAUUACUGCGCUCCCUUUCUCCUAAGCAAGCUGCCUCACUUGUUUCUCCACUAAACCGCGCCUCCCAGGGACACACUUCUGAAACAGGAGGCCCCCAAAGCGCCCCAGAAGCUGAGCAACCCCAGCAGCAGCGCUUGGAGAACGUGACCUCCCCCCCAGACAGUGAAGCGUACUACGCUGAGACGGAUAGCGAUGCCGACAACAUCACCCAUGAAAAGCAUCGGCGAGCUCGCAAGAAGACUCCCCGUUCCCCACCUGGGGGCUCAAACAACAAAGUGGGUGAGCCACAGGAUGAAGUCUCUGAGCAGAGCGGCUAUGACAGCACGCCUGAAGUGGUGGCCCCAGCGGGAGAAGGAGAAGGCCUUGGCGGAGUGGCGAAGAGGGAGAUUGUAUUUCACACAGAGAACCUCGCUGAUGCACCUGUCUCAGAGCGUGACGUUUUGCUUCACCCGUUCCUAUCUGAAGAGACAGAGGCAGCCGCCGAAGCCAUGCUCCUGCCGCAUGCAACGAGGACAAUUCGAGCAGAGCGGCACUUGAUCCCCAUGAUAGGCCCUGUGGAGCACCCCGUCGAUGAAGAUCUGACUACCAGCUAUGUGGAGAAAGCGAAGCAAGCCAAGCUUAAUCGUGGUGAGAGCGUGCAAGAAAAAAACAUGAAAGAAGCCAAAACCAAGUGCAGAACCAUUGCAUCCCUGUUGACAGAUGCCCCUAACCCCCACUCCAAGGGAGUCCUGAUGUUUAAAAAACGCAGGCAGAGAGCUAAGAAAUAUACCCUCGUCAGUUUUGGGAGCGUGGAAGAAGACCGCAACUAUGACGAAGAGGACGGCGUCUUCCCAACCAGUGAGUCGGAAUUUGAUGAAGAAGGCUUCUCUGAUGUUCGAAGCUUAACUAACCACUCAGAUGGAGGAAAUGCUUACCUUGACAUCGAGAAGCCCAAAGGCCAUCCUGCACAGGAGCAGGCCCAGCUACAGCAAGGGCUGAGUGAAGCCUCCGGGAGAGGAGCACAAUUAUUUGAGCAGCAGAGGCAGAAAACUGGGAAGCAGAUGUUGGAAAAUACAUCUGCCCAGAAGCCAGAGGCAGAGGUCCCAAAUUCAACCAUACAACCUACACACGGGGUGAUUGGUACUGAAGCACCAGUGCCGUGGAAGGCGGAAAAGGCUUCCCUAAGUGUCCACUUAGAAUCUGCACCAGUUUCUAGGGAGCUGCCACCACCUAAUCCUGCUCAGCUCCAGUCUCCAUCUGUUAUCUUUGGAGAGGGAGCCCAGAUCUCUUCAAAUACCUCAGGCAUCUUCAAUAGGUCUGCUCGGCCUUUCAUUCCUGGCUUUUCUGGACAACGUCCUAUAACAUCAUCUGUUGUGUUUAGACCCUUAGUGCUAAAAAAGAGCAGUGAGAGGGCAGGUGACCAGAGAAUGGCUGCUCCUCCUGUCUCCCCAGGUUCUUCAGGCACAGCCCUUCCUGCCCUUCCACCAUCAGUGCAACCUAAAGGCACAGCAAGCACAUCUGUGUCUCUGUAUAUCCCAACUGCACCAUCAUCGGUCCAGACCGCGGCAGGUGCAAAAUCAGCAGAAGCUAAAUCACCUUCCAGAGCAGGUAGAACCUCCACUGCUUCCAUAUUUCUCUCAUCCUCUUCUAGACCAGCUGCGGAUGCAUCCACGCCAUUAUCUUCUCCACCAACCCAGGAUUUUGCACCUUCCACUUCGUACGUUAGUCCAGUUCCACCACUCCUCAAUCAGCCACCAAUCCAGCCAUUCACCGGUAAUGUUUCCGCUAUCCCACGACCUGCUUCCGAGCCUUUGGCCUCCAGGGAGCAGAGGGUUGCCGUUCCAGCUCCCAGAACAGGUAUCUUGCAGGAGGCCCGCCGCCGAAGCAGUAAGAAGCCCAUGUUCAAAGCUGUAGAAGAGAAGAAAAAGAAUUCCCCAAAUCCAGAGUUGUUAUCCCUUGUGCAGAAUCUGGAUGAAAAACCCAAAGGGGACCAUCAAGGAGCAGGAUUUGAGUCAGGCCCUGAGGAAGAUGUUCUCAGUCUGGGAGCAGAAGCCUGCAACUUUAUGCAGUUCUCAGGCCGGAAGUUCAAGACCCCACCUCCGGUGGCCCCUAAGCCUCAGCAGUCAAGUGCCCCUAAUGGAAUGGUGAAUGGCUCCUCUCCUGCACAUGACCUGUAUCAUUUGAAGGGGAAAGGGGCGGAGCUUUUCGCUAAGCGACAGAGCCGAAUGGAUAAGUUUGUGGUGGAGGCUGUACCAACAUCCAAGCCGAGAACUCCGUCUCCUGCACCUUCUCUUCCCUCUUCCUGGAAGUAUUCACCAAAUAUUCGUGCCCCGCCUCCCAUCGCUUACAACCCAUUGCAUUCCCCAUUUUACCCAUUGGCAGCUAGCAAAUCCCAGGCCGCCAAGGCAGAGAGCAAAGUUAAAAAAGCACCAAGUCACAAAUCAGGGAUCAAAGUCAUUGACUUCCUCAGACAUCAACCGUACCAACUAAAUUCUGCCAUGUUCUGUUUUGGGGAGACUCCAAACACUGGUGUCCAGGCCCCUACAAGCCCAAAAGUUCAACAGUCCAGCUUGUCUUUCACACCGGCCAAGCAAGCCCCUGUGAAAACAGCCAGGACCUAUGAAAUUCGCCGUUUUUCCACCCCUGUCCCAAUGCCAACUUCGAGUGGUAUGGCUCCUACAGUGUUAGCUCCUCGUUCUGCCACCACAUUGGAUGAACCACUUUGGAGAUCAGACGUGAUCUCUACUUCUGUGCCUGCAUCCCCAGGGCCAUAUCAGGGAGUUCUCCUCCAAUAUCAGAGUUCUCCUGAACUCAGCGAGACGGACAGAGGGGCUUCCUCCAGCCGGCCCACAUCAUCCCUCAAUUUUCAGGUAGCUAGACCCAGGUUUUCGGCAUCCCAAACUGGAAUGCAGGCACAUAUUUGGAGACCAGGAUCUGGUCACCAAUGAAAAAAAAAAA
Molecule: messenger RNA, 3351 nt
Organism: Crotalus tigris (Tiger rattlesnake)
Lineage: Eukaryota; Metazoa; Chordata; Lepidosauria; Squamata; Viperidae
Gene: SYNPO2L
Product: synaptopodin 2 like
Exons: 4
Coding region: 123-3341 (1072 amino acids)
Biological process (GO): positive regulation of actin filament bundle assembly
Cellular component (GO): nucleus; Z disc; actin cytoskeleton
Molecular function (GO): actin binding
Source: RefSeq, a predicted model, not a curated record